AAACAUAUUCAGCACAUCGCCGGCUCGCCUCUCCGCCGCCGCCGCCGCCGCCGUCGCCGCCGCCUGCCUCUCCUCGCCGCCGUCCGAUGCGGGCCCUCCUGCGCGCCGCGUCGGUGCUCCGCCGCGCGGCGGCUCCGGCCCUCGGCGGCGGCCGCGCCGCGCCGCUUCCCCCCAAGAACUUGCCUGCUGUCUGUUUGAAUGGGUAUUCUACUCUUUUGGCUCCAGCAAAUGAAGUGCUGAUUCCACAAGAACUUCUAUCCAGCAAGACUGUUUGGACUCCAGAUCGUGAGCUUGGGCAGUAUGAAGACCUAGUAGCCCGAGUAACAAACUUCCACAAUGAGGAUAAGGGCUUCAUGGUUUUAGAUGGUGAUGUUUUUGAUGUUCCAAUCAGGAAGGAUAUUGUUCAUAGAGUAGUAAGGUGGCAACUCGCUAAAAGACAGCAGGGAACACACUCAACUAAAACUAUCAGUGAAGUGAGCGGCACAGGAAGAAAACCUUACAAUCAAAAAGGAACUGGCAGAGCACGACAUGGUACACUGCGCGGCCCUCAGUUUCGCGGUGGUGCAACCAUGCAUGGGCCUAAACCACGAAGUCAUGCGAUUAAGUUGCAGAAGAAAGUACGGCGUCUGGGACUUAAGAUAGCAUUAUCUGCUCGAACCGCUGAGGGAAAGCUCUUGGUCUUUGAUGACCUCGAAGUUCCUAGCCACAAGACAAAAAACAUUGUGCAGUACAUUGGCCAGAUGGAAGGCACAAAGAAGGUUUUGUUGGUAGAUGGAGGUGACAUUGAUAAGAAGUUAAAGCUGGCUACCCAGAAUCUUCACUAUGUGAAUGUUCUUCCAUCCAUUGGCCUAAAUGUAUACAGCAUCCUUCAACAUGACACUCUUGUAAUGACGCGGAAUGCUAUCAAUAGAAUUGUUGAGCGUAUGCACACCCCCAUCAGCCGCUAGCAUGUUGAGAUUCGACGUGAACACCACUGUUUUGUAGCAGAUGUACUUCGACCCCCUAAAGCUUCAUGCAUGCCAGUUUUCACUUUGCUGGUGUAAGGCAUUAGCAACAACACAAUUUUCCUUUUCCUUUUUGAAAAUGAUCUAUUUGCUUCUGCUAGUGAUUUCAGUGAACCAUGUUGCGUCAGAUCCAAUACAUCAAAGUAGGAAGUGAAUUGGUCAUCAUGGUGUGCGCUCAUGACUCCAGAUUUCUAAUAAAGACAGUUCUGAUAAACUUGACAUGUUAUUCCUAAGAUUUGCUAUUCAUUACGAAUUUGUCUGUCAAUCAUCAUUUUGCCCUAGUUCUUUUUUUUUUGUUCUGCAAGUAUGCAGUUUCGCGUUUGAUUGUGGAACACACUUUGGAGACAUGAACAAAAUGUAGAAUCAACAUAUGCAAGCAAGCAACUUUCUGUACUUCAAAUCA
Molecule: messenger RNA, 1407 nt
Organism: Oryza sativa Japonica Group (Japanese rice)
Lineage: Eukaryota; Viridiplantae; Streptophyta; Magnoliopsida; Poales; Poaceae
Biological process (GO): translation
Cellular component (GO): ribosome
Molecular function (GO): structural constituent of ribosome
Source: RefSeq, a predicted model, not a curated record